Messenger RNA from Kwoniella botswanensis, 489 nucleotides. RefSeq lists its product as uncharacterized. NCBI's taxonomy places the organism in Eukaryota, Fungi, Basidiomycota, Tremellomycetes, Tremellales, Cryptococcaceae. The record is from RefSeq and is a predicted model, not a curated record. The coding region runs from base 1 to 489 and encodes 162 amino acids. The transcript has 5 exons.
AUGGUAGCCCAGCUGUCUACCGAACAGCAGGAACGUCUCGAUGAUGGAGAAGCUCUCCUACGAGAAUAUCAGUCUUCAAAGAAGUUACACACACUCAAUAGCGUUCAAUUUCACGAAAAAAUCGUCUCUCAAGUGGCCAAAUUUGUCUGUGGUCGUCGUGCCGGACCUCAAAAGGACUUAGCUACUACCUAUAGGCAAUGGAUUGUAGAUGCUAGACUAGUAGCCGAGAUGGUUUGUCAUAAUCUCACAAAGUUAGCUACGGAGGAAAUCCAGACACCUCAAUCUGGCGCAAAUCCCAUUAUUGACCUGGUCAAGAAGGAUCUGCUGGAUUUAGGCGUAACUAGGUUUCUGAAGUAUUAUUACUGUCAUUCAAUUGAUGUGAGUUCGUGGAUCUGUAUUGAAAAACAUAAAGCGCUUACGAGGAAGAAGGAACAAAAGGAGAAGGAGUUGAUUCUGGCUAGUGCGAUGAACAAGAAAUUACACAUGUGA